UCACUGUUCUCUAGUAACAUAGGGAGUGAGCACUUUAUUGGACUGGCAGGGGCCGGUGCAUCAACAGGGAUAGCCAUGAUUCUGUUCGAGUGGAGUCCGGUGUUUCUGAUAUUGCUGCUUGGCUGGUAUUUUAUCCCUGUCUAUAUUUCCGCUGGGGUGUACACCUUGCCAGAGUAUCUUGAGAAGCGUGUCGGAGGAAACAAGAUCCGGAUUUAUAUAUCGGUUUUGUUCCUGGUGCUCGCUGUUGUCACCAAACUAGCGGUGAAUAUGUUUGCUGGUGGCCUCUUCAUACAAAUGGCUACCGGAUGGAACAUGUACAUGUCUGUCAUCAUUUUGUUAGUGAUCACGGGAUUUUACACCAUACUGGGCGGACUCAAGGCGGUGAUGUAUACCGACACAUUCCAGGCAUUAGUCCUCACGCUCGGAGCUCUUCUCUUGUUUGGAAUAGCUUUCAGUCGUGUCGGGAGCUUGGAAAACCUGGAACGUUUGUAUAUGAAUGCAACUGCCACUAUCCAGAUCGCCAACAGUACCUGUGGCUUACCAAAGAAGGAUGCAUUCCACGUGUUCCUUGAUCCUGUUAAUGGCGAGCAACCCUGGCCAGGUCUACUUGUCUGUUCCUCUCUGGGAUGUGUCGCCUACUGGUGCUGUGACCAGGUUAUAGUACAAAGAUCUCUANAAAACUUUAAUCUAGUUUAUAUUAUCACAGUGCUAAAUAUACUAUCAGGAUACAAGCUGAGUGGACUUAUGGCGUUCUAUUACGAGGUAGCUUGUGUGGACCCUGAUGAAUGUAUGCGGAUAUGUGAAAACCGCGUGGGAUGCUCAAACAUCGCUUAUCCGAAACUCGUGCUGGAGUUACUUCCCAAUGGUCUAAGGGGUUUUAUGAUGGCUGUGGUUCUCUCCGCCAUCAUGAGUUCCCUCACGUCAAUCUUUAACAGCUCAAGUACUUUGUUUACCAUGGAUUUGUGGAGACGAUUCAGGCCUAAAUCCACGCAGCAGGAAUUACUCCUCGUAGGCAGAGUCUUCAUCCUCUUCAUGUGUGUAUUGAGCAUCGUAUGGUUGCCUUUGAUCAAAAGCUCACAGGGAGGACAACUCUUUUCAUACCUCAACAUGGUCCUAGCAAGCCUUAUGGCACCAGCUGGCCCAGCAUUCCUCAUAGCAAUAUUUUGGAAGAGAACGACAGAAAUAGGAGUAAUUGGUGGUCUGCUUCUAACGCACAUCUGUGGCAUCGUACGUCUGGUUUUAGAAUUUACAUACCCAGCGCCACCUUGUGGGGAACCGGAGACCCGACCAGCAAUUCUCUACAAAUUUCAUUUCCUGUACUUUGGAUUUUUUAAUGUGUUUCUGGCGUUUGUGGCUAUAGCGUUGAUCAGCCUGAUGACACGACGACGGACCGAUGAGGAG
Messenger RNA from Mizuhopecten yessoensis (Yesso scallop), 1401 nucleotides. Its product is annotated as sodium/glucose cotransporter 4-like. The transcript has 12 exons. Gene Ontology annotation, biological process: transmembrane transport. Gene Ontology annotation, molecular function: D-glucose:sodium symporter activity. Gene Ontology annotation, cellular component: plasma membrane. The record is from RefSeq and is a predicted model, not a curated record. The annotation marks the transcript as partial. NCBI's taxonomy places the organism in Eukaryota, Metazoa, Mollusca, Bivalvia, Pectinida, Pectinidae.